UGUUUUUAUUUUGUGAGAAACAAGUUGUAACCUGUUAGUUUCUAUAAACUUCGUUGACUUGUAUCGAUUUUAAGUCAUCACAUAAAAUAUGAGUUUAAAACGCUCUGGUAAUGGUCUGAGCAGUCAGCGAAAGAAGCUCUGCGUUUCUGAAUCCUAUUUGCACAAAUGCUUCAAAGAUAGCGGUUUGAUAUUAAAACAUCCUCCAGAAAAGUGCGAAGCGUCCGAAGAUACAGUGAAAAUAGUGAGGAAUUUAGAGAAAUCCGUCAAGAACCAUAUAAACUAUCCGCGGAAUGUGUCCGAGUUGCUUACAGACUUUGAAAAUGAGUGCAAAGACCAUGAUGUCUUACAACAUUACGUAUUCCCUAACAUCAUUAGGAUAUCUGAUGAUAUCUGUGAAGGUAGUCCCAGAGUCAGCCAGAGUGUGGUUAAAAUAUUACUAAGUAUUCCUGCCUUGCAGAAAAAGCUGACAGACUAUAUAUUUAACAAGGCAAUAGAUUUGGCCGCAUCAAAUACUUGCGGGCCGUGGAUCCAGAAGAUUCUGAAGUGUUUCUCGGGUUUAGAUCAGGUUGUGGAUUUGCAGAAAAUCUCGACAUACUUGAUAAAUUUACUGGAAAUUGCAUCGGAGAAGCCGGUGAAGUUGGAGAUCAUUACAGCAAUCCCCGACAUCAUAGGCGAUCAGGAAGUUGAUAAUGUAGUAACUGAGCUAAGCAGGAUUCUCCGUGAGGACCUGGAUCUAGUUCCUGCCAUAUUGGACUGCUUCUCAUACCUCAGCCUCUCCGAUGAACAAUACAGUCAGCUGCAGCAAAAGACUCUGGCUAUAGUCAAAAACAUCCCCAAGUGUAUGUACUAUCCGAAUUUUGUCAGAUUCCUUCUCAACGGAAGAGCCAAUGAAGGCUCAUGUAUGGAAAUUGUCCAAGGUCUAAGAGAUGCCCUAGGCUGGCCCAUCUUGGCGUCACCCCAAGAAAUAGCAACAAGCCAGGUACUAACUGCCACAGCUAUAAGAAACUCCAUGGUAGGAUCCAAAGCCAUUGCCAAUGCUUGGCUAAAAGUUGUUUCAAACUGUAAAAUUGACACUGACCAUAAACCUAUAGACUUCAUCAUACUCUUAAUUCUUUAUUCAACAGCAGAAGACAAAGAAAAGAUUGUUGAAACAUUGAUAAAAAAACAAGUGAAACUUAAUAUCCUUAAGGAGCCCUUGAUCAAUGAUGUGUUUGAAAAUUUCGAGCCAAUUUUGAAAGAUAAGUUCGAUACAUUAAUCAGACUCACCAACUCUUUAAUGCGAAUUCAUUCAGAGCCUUUAGUGAUAUCUUUAGCGUCACAUAUUUACGUUCUGAUGUUCUCCAUUGCCCCUGACAGACAGACUAUAGUCGCAGAGUUGCUGCAUGUCGGCCUAUACAACAAGGAGUGUCUCAUGAACACUUUAACAAUAUUAAACAAUGUGGCAACCAAAGACAUGGGUCUCUUAAAGCCUCAGAGUCUACAAAUGCUGAACCUUCUAGACUACACCGACAAAAUGACGCUAAACGAGUUUAAAGCCGUUGUCAAUAUCGUAUGUGGACUUGCAUACAGCUACGACAACUCAGUAAUAAGAGACGACAUGCACAUGAUCAUAAGAAAACAACUCGGUACAUCGAGACUUAAAAUUAAAAUCCAUGGCAUCAUAUCCGGUAUACAUGCCAUCAAAUAUCUUAUAGCUAAGGACGACGAUGAACCCACGAUAGAGUUACCUGAUGAUGUCAGUUACGGAUCUACUGCACUUCUCUCCACAGGAGAUCUUAGAGAAGCAGCAGAAAUCAUAGAAUUUAUCAGCAGAAGUGCGUCUAACCACCCUGAUAUGACAGCUUUGUUUUACGACGAAAUGUCUGCUGUUGUAUCGUCAGCUACAAAUAUGAACAAGAAUUUUCUGGCUUGGCUCACAGAUGCCGCCACAAAUGACCUGCAGCAGAAUUUCAUUGUUGAUAACAUUAGCAAAACUCGCAUUAAUAACUUGAAGCUGACGAUGCAAUAUUGUCUCAAUACUGAAGGAGAGAUGGACGAAGUUAUAGCUAUUAAUAUUGCUGGACUAGCCUUGGAAGAGAAAGACGUCAAUGUAGCUAUACUGUCUCCUCUCUUCCGGUUGGUGGCGACGCUUCAUUCCCGCCAGCAUGAGGGGGAUCUAUCCACCAUUGACGCUUUGCUGGGAUGCCCUGUUGUCAUGCCAGAGUUUGACAUCGACGAACUGGAAGAACUGGACAACACCGCCGUCAGUGGAAUCCUCGAUUGCUUGAUCCAUUGCACAAAUUGGUUCAGGGAAUUAUUGAACGCUUUCGCGAUUCAAAAUGAUAUGAAUUUAACUCCGAAAAUUCUUAGCAGAGUUCACCAAGUCCAAGAAAUGGAGACGCUAAUAUCAAAUGUUUUAAUCAAAGCGAAUAUCACUUACAAACCUCCCGUGUGUACUUUUAAUGUUAGUGGGUAUACAGGGAAUCCGGCUGACAGAGCGGUAGUCAAAGCAGCGCCCAAGCAAAAGCCUCCAAAGAAACCCGCCCAUAACGAUACUGUAUUACCAGAGACAGCUAAAACACAACCGACACCAAAUGCGCCGAUAAAGAACAAACUGGAAACUAUCCAUAUGUUACCACUCCGCGAACUAAGCGUAGACCUGAUCAAUCUACUGAACAACGACUUAGCCGACGGAAUGGAGAAUCUUAAUAUGAAAUCUUUAAAAUUCUUACUAAUGUGUCUAAACGCUAUUUUGGAAAAGAUUCUCAUCUCAAAAGUAAAGAGAAUCACCUUCCUUUCUAAACCAGAAGACUGCGUUACUUACGAUGCAAAAAAGGCAGAAGAGUGCGCGAAGGCAGUGAACGAAGUUCUGCCAAAAGUGAUGUCUCAUUUGGAAACGGUAACGGCGUAUAUACAGAGAAACUCUGCUGAAAAUUCCCAAAACGAUAGUGGCUUCAUGUACCCACCAGACCUUGAGGAAUAUCUGACAUGCUUGGAAUACAUUUACAUUUUCUUAACUACAUAUUUCAAAUGGAUCGGAUUUCGGAGUCACCAUGUCGCCUUAUUUAAGGUCUCUUUGAGAACUUUGUCAAAGGACAAUCCUGAUGCAGUAUCUCUAAAAGAACUGCUUCUAGGUGUAUCUAAAUAUCUUCAAAAACACGAGAAAUACUGUUUACAAUUAUCCACUGCAGUAUCUUUGAUAGAUUUGAUGAAAACCUUCCAAGAGUACUCCAGCAGUAGUAUUCUAAUAAAGAUACUGAGAGACAUGGCAAAAAAUUUCCUUUCUCAACAAUGGAAAACCUUCGACGGCGUACCAGAAAAGGGUUUAGUUUUCAAUCAAAGUGUCGAUAAGUUGUUCCAAAUUUAUUUCACAAAUAACGAAGUUAUUUCCUUGAAAAAUCUAGCUCUCCAAUUGAAUACAGAAAUUCAGAAUCUCAAAGGUAGGAAUGACACCCUAGAUACGUUCAAGUGCAUAAACAAGAGCAACUUUCCUAUCCUGUAUAGGAAUUUAGGGACGGCGGUGCACGAGGCCGCGAAAAUGCGUCUGAGCCAAGGACUCACAAACGCUGAGCACUUGGAUCUGUGGAAGGAAGUUGCCACCGUCCUAAAGUAUAUGUCGGACGUGGCCAAAACUCUGGAGAACAGAAACAACUUGCUCGCGUUCUUCAAGAAAUCCUUACCGAUUUUGAAACUCUUCAUUUCCCAAGCCGUUCCAAUGUUGGAGUUGAAUUUCAAAACGAGAACACAGGAAGUGUUGGAGGUGCUAAAGAUUUUGCAGCAAUCGACUAGAUUUCUGCAGUCGCUGUGCUGUCACGCGCGGAUGAAAAAGGACAUGGCGUUGAUGAGUAAAGUACCUUAUAUGCGGCAGAUGUUGGAAACUUUGGUGUAUAAAGUGAAGGCUGUGCUUGCGGCGAAUAAUUGUUCGGAGGCGUUUUGGAUGGGGAAUCUGAAGAAUAAGGAUAUACACGGUGAAGUGAUCGCCACGCAAGCGAGCCAGGGGGAGGAGUCUGUGGAUGACUGCGAUGAACAACUGCCGGACGACGAGAGUGGUGACAGCGAUGAUGGUGAUGUCAAUAGUGUCAGUGACAUCAUAUAACGAAUUUAGUUUUUAAAGCUUUGUUAAUUUGUUAAGUUCUUCAAAUAAAUGUUACGUUAUCG
Messenger RNA from Leguminivora glycinivorella, 4137 nucleotides. RefSeq names its product Fanconi anemia group D2 protein (gene FANCD2). Gene Ontology annotation, molecular function: DNA polymerase binding. NCBI's taxonomy places the organism in Eukaryota, Metazoa, Arthropoda, Insecta, Lepidoptera, Tortricidae. Gene Ontology annotation, biological process: interstrand cross-link repair; double-strand break repair involved in meiotic recombination; mitotic intra-S DNA damage checkpoint signaling. The record is from RefSeq and is a predicted model, not a curated record. Gene Ontology annotation, cellular component: nucleus; condensed chromosome.